Molecule: messenger RNA, 504 nt
Organism: Akanthomyces muscarius
Lineage: Eukaryota; Fungi; Ascomycota; Sordariomycetes; Hypocreales; Cordycipitaceae
Exons: 2
Coding region: 1-504 (167 amino acids)
Source: RefSeq, a predicted model, not a curated record
AUGAAGGUCGCCACAAUCGCCCUCGUUGCUUCUAGCACCUGGUCCGUCGCCGCCCAAAACCGCGCCGACUUCCUGCCCGAGUGCUCCCUCAAGUGCCUCGACGACGCCACCCAAAAGGUAACAAACUGCGCCCUCGACGACGCCGUGUGCUGGUGCGUCCAGAAAAACUACGAGGACAUUUACAACCAGGGAGUUGCCUGCGUCCUCGACGCUUGCGGAUCCGACAAGGCCAUCAAGCAAGUACUUCCUGGUGCUGCUAAAUUCUGCGCUGCGGCCACUGCUUCGGCCAAGGCGGCGACCAGCACACCUGCUCCUACCGCGUCAGCGCAGUCCUCGAGCGUGGCCGGAAACAACACGGCGUCCAUCACGAGCUCUGCGGCUUCAUCGAUGGCUUCUACAAGCUCUACUGCCAAGCCCACGACGGCAUCGCCAGGCGCCGCCGCAACAGCUGGUCCGAUUGCCGGCGCGGCGGUACUGCUAGCCGGUGUCUUGGCCGUUCUGUAG